UUAUUCCCAAUCCUCUGGACUCAGUUGAGGAAUUGGAAAACCUUAAUGAUCGACUUGCAGAUGAAGAUGCUAGGAAAAAAAUGUUACAAUUCUUCCUUGCUCUGUGUGGGCAUAACCAUGGUGUUAGCACAAGAAGAAUCCUGGCUAAGGUUGGAACAAACAAGCUGUGGUCAUUAUAUAGUCUGAAGGGGAGAAAAGCAAAGCGGGCAUUUAAAGAACUUGCUGUCUCGAAAAUUGUUAUCAAGGCCUGUCUACGUGUUCACAAAGGUGUAAGUGAAAUAGACAUCGAGGAACAAAUUGCAGAGUAUUUGAAGCAUGCUCCACAGAAAUCCGGUGGCUCUAGAUACAAGGAUCGUAGGAACCAGGAGCAAGGAAGUGCAUAACUUAUUUUAUGGUGUACAUUUUAUCUAAGGCCUAUCUACACGAUGCGAUUAUAGUGGUAUGCGAUUCUUAUCCAGACGUAUGAAAACGAUUGCUGAUGCCAGUCUUUCUGUUCCUCAGUUUAUUAAAACGAAAUUUAAAAUUUGACAUCUUUACACACGUAUU
Messenger RNA from Dendronephthya gigantea, 546 nucleotides. RefSeq lists its product as uncharacterized. Lineage: Eukaryota; Metazoa; Cnidaria; Anthozoa; Malacalcyonacea; Nephtheidae. Bases 81 to 383 code for a protein of 100 amino acids. The transcript has 4 exons. The record is from RefSeq and is a predicted model, not a curated record.